Rhagoletis zephyria (snowberry fruit fly) is the source of this 1493-nucleotide messenger RNA. Its product is annotated as polymerase delta-interacting protein 3-like. Gene Ontology annotation, molecular function: mRNA binding. The record is from RefSeq and is a predicted model, not a curated record. Gene Ontology annotation, cellular component: nucleus. Gene Ontology annotation, biological process: mRNA export from nucleus. Lineage: Eukaryota; Metazoa; Arthropoda; Insecta; Diptera; Tephritidae.
UUCCACUAAACUCGGAUUGGCGUUUAUACUUUCGCAUACGGGCAUAAAUUUGUUUCUUUUUUGACAAAUUUUAUAGACGAGCCAUUUAAACUUAAAAUUUUCCAAUUAUCUCGUAAGGAGAGGUUAUACAUUCACGCAGCAGUUAUGGAUCUUAGUCUCGACGAAAUAAUUAAAACCAAAAAGAUCGCUUUGCCUUCAGCUGUUAAAAAGUUCAAUAAUACGGAAAACCCACGCAAGAGUUUGCCCUUGCGGAAAACCUUAAAUAAACCAAUAUUCAAGCAGAGUAUCGUAACUGAUGCUCGUAAUAAAAUCAUACAGAAAAAUCGUGAAAAGAUACUUGAUGCCCGUGAUAAAAUAGCAGAACUGACACGUCCCAUUGGUGAUGUGCGCCAACGUUUGUUGGCAAAAAAGCUGUCUGCUAAUAGUGGACUCAAAUCUCGCGGUGGUUCAAAGAAACUGUAUACAACCGCAUAUCGAAAUGGUGUGUUGAAACCUAAGCCCGGUUUGAAGAGCACACAGCCUUUUUUACGACAACCAGCACAUGUAUCAGCCCGCUUGCCAGACUUAAUAAAUGUUCCUCGGGGCUAUGUUGACUAUGAUGAUAUGGAACGUUUGGAAGAAGAGGAAAUGGCUGCCGCAACACGUAUAACUCAAACUGUGAGGAAUCAGUUCUAUAAACCACCAGAAUUGCUUUCAACUCGAACUGUAACAAUCAGUUUUAUAAACCACCUGAUCGCCAUGUCCCCAGAAUUACCACCACCACCGCCCAAGGGCAUACUGCGGCCCAGUACACGGCAACUAAGCCCAGACGUUUAUCAACGCCGUUAUGUGCCAGAGCUAUCAUCACAUCUAUCUUAUGAGAUGCGUUCACGUUUGGAACGUGCUCCUGAUCCGCAUGCCUCCAUGGGAAUAUUUUCCAAUCCAUUGAAGUCAUCAUCCUCAUCAGGUUACCGUAUCGUAGUCAGUAAUUUGCACAGCAGCGUAACUCAGUCAGAUAUUCAGGAACUUUUUGAGGAUAUUGGUCCUUUAUACGAUUCGCGUUUAGUGCGGCCCGGUGUUGCUGAAGUUAUAUACAAAUCAUUAACGGAUGCAGAAAAGGCGGUAGAUACUUAUCACAAUCGUCAACUAGAUGGCCAGCCAAUGAAAUGCCUACUAGUAAACCCCCGAGCUUCCAACAAGCCCACCGCACCUGCAUUGCCCACAAGCUCAAGUUCUCGCGGCCCUUCAGGAAAGACACCAUUGGAAAUUGAUAUCGACGCAUUGCACAAGGUGCUCUUCCAACGUCAUUAGCAUUAUCCUUACAAAUAAUAUGAAAUAAGUAAAAUACAGUGAGCAUAAUUGGAUGUGGUUCAAAGGGGCAGCAGUAUUCAAUUGAAAAUGUGCUGAAUAUAGAUGCAAAUGUUUUGGUCCAGCUUGCAGAUAAGACAAACACCUAAAUAUCAAUAUCUAAAUGGAUGUAUCAGUAAACUUGAUUAUUAUUACAUAUAUAUGUA